CAAGGAACAUUGUUGAAUUUCCAGUUCUCUUUGUUGGCUAAAGGGGGGCCAAGGCAGAGACACAGAGUGUGUAGGUGUCAGGGAGACUGACUACAUAAGAAUUUAGUAUGUGACCACCUGGGAAUCCCGUACCUCUCUAUAGGGGAUAGGCACUAGAGGCUGAUUUUCUGCAAACUGGGAGGGUAAAUCCCUCACCUCUCCAGUGACAAACAUGGUGGGGAAGUCGGCAAAUACCACCGCCGCCACUACAAUAUACGCAACCGCCACCAAAGAGCCUGAAUCGUGGAUAGAAAGUAUCUUGAACAAGAUCCCAUUGCCACGAUGGGCCAUAUAUGCUCUGGCUGGUGCGGCUCUGUUCAUCAUCCUUCUCUUUAUCAUCUGCAUUUGUUGUUGCUGCUGCAAAAGUAAGAAAAAAAAGGAAGGAAAGAAGGAUAAAGGAAAAAAAAUCGACAUGGAUAAAGUGCCGAGUGACAUGACUUCGCAACUGGUACAGCCUGGAACAGAGAACUCGCAGAAAGGAGAGAAGGUGGAAUAUCUGGGCCGUGUGCAGUGCUCACUGGAAUACAAUUUCCAGACAGAGGAGCUAACAGUCGGGGUUAAGCAGGCGGCUUCUCUAAAGGCAAUGGACCUUGGGGGGACAUCAGACCCCUAUGCCAUAGUAUAUGUGACCAACGAUACCCGUAAAAAAUAUGAGACCAAAGUGAAUCGCAAGACACUGAAUCCUGUGUUUAAUGAGUCUUUCAUCUUCAAGGUAACACAAGAAGAGGUCCCAAGGUCAACGGCCGUGGUGCAGAUCUAUGACUUCAACCGCUUCUUAAAGCAUGAUGUGAUCGGGGAGAUGAGCAUACCCUUGGCAGAAGUAAAUUUGCAGCAUGUCUUAGAAGACUGGAAAGAACUGGGCCCUGCUGGGAAGACUGAGCAUGAGCACUUGGGAGACAUUUGCUUCUCUUUGAGAUAUGUCCCUAGUAAUAAGAAACUCAAAGUCAUCAUACUAGAGGCGAAGAACCUUAAGAGGAUGGACUCUGAUGGAUUCUCAGAUCCAUAUGUGAAAGUUCACCUGGCCCUUAACAAGAAGAAAUGGAAGCGGAAAAAGACAGCAGUGAAGCGGAGUACUCUGAAGCCAUACUUCAAUGAAUCCUUUACUUUUGAUGUGUCCCUAGAACAAAUGAAGAAAAUAGACCUGAUCAUAUCUGUGUGGGAUCAUGACAAAGUGGGAAAGAAUGAACAAAUUGGAAAAUUGUUUUUGGGGUGCCGAGCCUCUGGAAACGCUUUGCAGCAUUGGUCCGACAUGCUGGCUCACCCCCAACGACCCAUAGCGCAGUGGCACAAGCUACAGGAGACACGGGAGGUGGACAAAAUUCUUGACCUCAAAAGGAACCUAAAACCAUCUCUUCUCAGAAGCUUACCAUAAUAAAUGAAUGUUCUGAAAGGCAUCUUCAUCCUACAUCGCUGGAUGGUUAUUAUAAAGACUGUAUAUGACUGGGAUUGAUUACAACACAGUGGGUAACAUACAUCAUGUGAUUUAUUGGGCGAUUCCAUCAAUGAGAUCUAUUGCACAGCUCAGGGACAUACUGCAGGAAAGAACCCCAAAUCUGGUCUUCUGUGAGCCUCCCUUAGAUCUCUGUCUAUGCAAGCUCAUACAUCUGCAUAUUUAAGAUGCUGAUUUGGUCCCUUCAGACCAAGAUGGCAGCUUAUCUGCCCAUACAUGGGCCCUCUCUGAUAGAUAUCUAUUGUGCAGGUCUGAACAUUCCAUCAGGACAAGGAUCACAUCAGUGUGUUGAUGAGAGCUUGCACUGGCCUCAAUUAUACAUGAUACAAUAGUUGGCCUGGGGGCCAAACAAUUUGAUCAGCCCGAUUUGGCCCAGCACAGAGGUGUCCAUGUUGGGCAAAGAUUUGCUCAUUUGGCAACCUCCUCAAACGAGUGGAUCUUCCAAUGUAUGGCCAGCUUUAGAGAUGGAAGAAGAUCCAGUGAAUAUCUACCAGAGCUCCAGCUGUCAUUUGGCUGUUAUCUAACAUAAGGAGAUUACUUGGCAGUCUUUGCUUCCCCUUAUUACUUAGUAAUGAAAUAUUAGAAGAGUAAACAUUAGUAAUGUGUGAGUCAGUAUAUAGACAACCCAAACCUGACCCAUACCUGCCUACUGUCAACCCAGCCCCAAUGUGACCUGAUAUUUCUUCAUGAUUUGUGAACUUGUGAAAACUGCUCCUUUCAGAUAUGGGUGGGGUAUUGCAGGCAAGUUAGUGGAGGGGUUGGGACAGGGCUGAUGUCCCCAGAGCAGAGAGUUGGGGGGCGGUAAUGUCAUUUAUAGGGAAGGGUUAGUCUUGCCACCUAACAGUGACCCACUACAAGAGCAAUUUGAAGGCUCUAACAUGCCCAACACCUGGUAUUGGCAUGACUUGGACACCACUAGUAGAUAUAGAGCUUGGUUUCAUGCAAUGGUUGCCAAGGUCAUUAAACAUAAUUAUAGCCACCCCUGUUUAUUUAAAGUGCAAUACAGGCAACCUAAAAUUCUAUAUUCAAUAACAACACUUUGACUGAUGUUCCACUGACUCUCACUGGAGGAUCCCUUUGCAAUAGUAUAGAGUUAGGGGAAACAAAUGAGUUAGAGGGGUUAUAUCUCCUUUAGUCUUCUCUUUUCCCCUUUAUUCUCCAAUGUAAAUCACUAAGUAGCAGCUCACAUCAUGAAAAAGAAAGAGCAGAUGUGUCGGUGGAGAUGCCCCAACCUCAACAAACAGAGAAAACACAGCGGGGGUUAUUUAAAUUAUAUAUUCAUUAAUCUGUGAUUGUAAAUGUUCAAUACGUUUGAUUUCCAUUCUCUUGAUUUCUUUAGCUUUCAUUCUCUGGUGUAAUAUUAGAUCAAUAAAUAAACAUUUGUGUGUAUAUCUUUAUAUAAUACACAAAAGCCAUGAA
This is a messenger RNA of Xenopus laevis (African clawed frog), 2908 nucleotides long. Its product is annotated as synaptotagmin-1. Lineage: Eukaryota; Metazoa; Chordata; Amphibia; Anura; Pipidae. The coding region runs from base 212 to 1411 and encodes 399 amino acids. The transcript is spliced from 10 exons. The record is from RefSeq and is a predicted model, not a curated record.